AUGGAAGUCAAUAGCACCUUAUUCCAAUUCCUUCUAAUAGAACUAAUACCCUCCAUCAUAGAAUCAUCCAAAUCUCAAAACCUUUCCGAUAAUCAAAUCAAUCUCAAACUCGAAUUAUUAGGGUUCAAAUUAGGUAACAAGUUCAAUGAAAUAAUCCUUUUCAAAUUAAACGAAUCAUUCACCAAGAAUGAAACUAAAGUCAAUCUUUUAGAUAUCAUGAAGUUCAUUUGUAAGGAUUUCUGGAAAUUCGUGUUCCAAAAACAAAUUAAUAACCUUAAAACCAAUAAUAGAGGAACUUUCAUAUUAAUUGACGUUAACUUCAAAUUAUUCGAUAACUUAAAUUCCAAUAGUUUACAGUUCGAUAAUUACAUCAAUUAUUACUUAAAUUUCACCAACGGGAUCUUGAGAGGUAUACUACAUAACUUCGGAUACAAUUGUAAUGUUAACAAUGAUGUUAACUUCCCAAGUGUUAAUUUUAAUAUAGAAACACAGUGA
Molecule: messenger RNA, 495 nt
Organism: Yamadazyma jaroonii
Lineage: Eukaryota; Fungi; Ascomycota; Pichiomycetes; Serinales; Debaryomycetaceae
Source: the annotation of a GenBank genome assembly